This is a messenger RNA of Striga asiatica, 1816 nucleotides long. NCBI's taxonomy places the organism in Eukaryota, Viridiplantae, Streptophyta, Magnoliopsida, Lamiales, Orobanchaceae. The record is from the annotation of a GenBank genome assembly.
UAAUAAUAAUAAUACUAAUAAUAGAGAAAGUGAAAUGAAUCAUCAUUCUUGUGUUUGAGUAUCAUACCUGAAUAACUCUCCAUUUUCUUCACCAACUUGGAUUAAAAUCAAUAGCUGCUGCUGCUGCUUUUCUGUAUCAUCACAUAGAUAAAAUCAAGGCAUGGGACUUUGCUUUAGCUCCUCUAAGACCUCUACCUCUGCCAAUGAAACCCCAACUUGUUCAACCACAGAAUUCAGCUCAGCGACAGCAUCACGUGGGACGAGCAACACGUCGGGCAGCAACAGCUGCAGCAGCAUAUUCUCGGGAGGGGAUGAGUCGAGUCACCAGAAUUUGAGGGUUUUCUCGCUGGCAGAACUGAGAGCCGCCACCAAGAAUUUCAGGAACGAUAUGGUGCUCGGGGAAGGUGGUUUUGGGAAGGUUUAUAAAGGCUGGCUUGACGAGAGGUCAUCGGGUCACAAGCCCGGAAGUGGUACUGUAAUCGCUGUCAAGCGCUUGAAUACCGAGAGCAUGCAGGGAUUCAACGAGUGGAAGUCUGAGGUGAAUUUCCUGGGGAGGCUUUCCCAUCCCAAUCUGGUGAAGCUGUUGGGUUACGGUUGGGAGGACUCUGAGCUGCUUCUGGUGUACGAGUUCAUGCAAAAGGGGAGCUUAGAGAACCAUCUUUUUGGAAGGGGUUCUGCAGUUCAGCCGCUGGGGUGGGAUACACGACUUAUGAUAUUAAUUGGUGCAGCUCGUGGUCUUGCUUUCUUACAUGCUUCUGAUUGGAAAGUCAUCUACAGAGACUUCAAGGCUUCCAAUAUAUUGCUGGACGGAGCCUACCACGCAAAGAUAUCUGAUUUUGGCCUGGCCAAAAAUGGUCCAACAGCUAGUAAAUCUCAUGUAACUACACAGGUCAUGGGGACACAUGGCUAUGCUGCCCCAGAGUACGUGGCUACAGGACACUUGUACGUGAAGAGCGAUGUGUAUGGUUUUGGUGUUGUCUUGGUAGAAACUCUGACGGGUUUGCGAGCACACGACAAUAAUCGUCCAUCCGGACGGGCCAAACUGGUGGAUUGGAUCAAGCCUUACCUAUCCGACCGCAGAAAGUUGAAGCAAGUUAUGGACUCGCGUCUCGAGGGAAGAUAUCCUUCUAAAUCCGCACUCAACAUAGCCCAGCUUGCCCUUAAAUGCCUCGAAAACGAACCUAAAAACAGGCCAUCAAUGCAGGAGAUAGUCGAGACACUAGAAAGGAUUGAUUUGGCCAACGAGAGGCCCACAGAGCGUAGAGUGCAUUCCACCCAUCAAUCGCCCAAUCGAGCUGCCUUACAACAACGCUCUCUGCACCAUCGUUCUCCACUUCAUCCAAGGCAUAAUCAGGUCAAUCGAGCCUAUCCUCUUCCACCUCGUUCGAAUUAUUAGCCCCUUUUUUUGCGACCUGCAGACUGUUUAAUUAAGGGCUUGUUAUAAUGGUAUGUAUAUGCGUAGUUGUGAAAAGUAGUAGAGGAACUUGAUGUGAUAGGUUUUGUUCUUGACGACCUAACGGUGGUCACUGGUUGGUAGAUUUUGGAGAUUUUGAUUUUGUGGUUUAACACUUUUAGUGUCGUUGUUUACCAUUGAAAACAACAUAAGUCCCGGAGCGUGAGGACAUACAAUGUGUUUACCAUUGUUUGGUUCUUAUUAUCUAGUUUUUUCUCAGCUCCUUCUAUCUAUCUCUCUAUAUAUUGUAAAGCAUGCAGUAUCUAAUGGUUCUAGAUGAAAAUAACUACACUGCAAUGGCGGAUCCAAAAAACAAUUUCACUGGGGCACAUUAACAUUGUCAAGUAUUAAAAUUAUGAUUUU